UCUCUUCAGAUCUCUUCCGCCUUCUACACUUUCUGCAUCCUUGCACACUUGCUUUGAUGAACUGAACUAGUGAGAGGAUAAGAGGUUUUUACCCUCAAUAACGGCAUGAAAAACAAAACAACUGACUUAAGAAUGAAGACAAUCAUCUUGUUUGGUUUGGUGCUGGGAGCGCUUUCUGCUGCAGACAAAGUUUAUAUCACAGACGUUGGGGGCAAAGUCACCCUACAGUGUGGCGUCAGCAGCUUCAAACACAUGGUGGAGUGGAAUCGUGAUGAUACACGAAUAAUCAGAGUCCAAAGAAAUGGUUUAUCUAGCAAAGGAGAAACUCCAUUUAAAGACAGGACAAAGUCAUUAAAAGACACAGACAUAGAAAUCUCCAAAAUACAGGAAAGCGAUUCUGGAACGUUUACUUGUGUUGCAGAUGGUUCACGUAAUGAACACCUUCUGAUCGUAGUUUCAGUCUCUGUUGUUCCCUCUGGUACUCUGAAGGUUGGCGCUGACGCUACUCUGGAGUGUAAAACAAAUCCUGGAGUGUCACUUCAACCCAAACCUAAUGUCGAGUGGCAGAAACCCGAUGGUUCAGUUGAGACCAAACCCAAAGUUGAGCUCAAACAUGUUGCGUCAUCAGAUAAAGGGACUUGGACGUGUCUAGUGUCCCAUGAAGGGGAGACAUUUACUAAAAGUGUAACCAUCAAUGUAGAAGAACAUGUUGAGACAACAACUCCUCCUACAAUAGUUGAAAAUUCAAAAUCCUCAAAUUUAGGAAAUGGGGAGAACUCCACUGGUGGCGUCAGAGGAUUUGGGCACCCAAUAAUGCUGCUGGGCCUGGUUUGGUGGAUUUGGGUUGCAAUCGGAGCUGGAGGCCUGGUAGUGAUCAUCCUGAUCAUCGUCAUCAUUGUCGUGCACAAGAGGAACAGAAGGAAGAAGAAGAAAUUUCUGAGGAUGCAGAAAGCCCAACUGUCUCAGAAACCAAAGAAGUACUGCCAGUGUGUGCGCCAAACAGCUGCAGCAAAGCCGCGGCAAGGACGCCGGCGAGAGAAGCCGUCAGCCCUGCCGCUUCAACCUCUGCUGCAGAAGUGACAUGAAAGAGGGAGGAAGGAGAGAUAAAGAGAUGGAGAUAAAGAGAAGGAGUGAACAGCAGAGGGUGAAUGUGGCAUGAAUGUAAAUGAGCGUCUGAAUGAAAGUAUAAUCAAAUGUAACGAUGUCAGCACUUUGAGCUUUUUCAGCAAAUACUGUAUAGGAGGUGGUCAUUGUAAUUUUAGCUUUAACGGGGUUUUUUUUUAAUGCUCUUAGUGUAGCUCGACAUGCUAGUGAUAGCCACCAUGCUAACGUUAGCAUCUUAGCUAAAAUGAGCAAAUUUGAGCUCAUUUUGAUAUAAAAGAACAAGCUAAUUGUUUUAAAGCUGCAGUAUUCAAAUUUUAUUUUAAAAAAAGAAGUUUUACUUGCUAAGACUACAACCAUGUUGUAACGAGAUGAAAUAAUCGUUGAAAAGAUCGAUAUUCUCCACCUCCUCCCUGGACUAAUAUUGCCAUCUGAAGGAAUGCACCACUCCUGACCAACAAUAACCGAUCAGAGCCAGGAGGCGGGUCUCAGCGAUGUCAAUCAUUCUCAUGUACUCAAUGUGCUAAAGGGGGAGAAACAACUUUACGUUACAGGAAAACCGUUUAUACGUCGUCAUCAGUGGCUAUGCUAACUAGUCUCGCAUUCACAACAGGCUUUGCUAGCUGCAGUACAGCAGAAAGCAAGGGGAGGUGAAUAAUGUCACAUGGAGGAUGAUUGACAGCACUAAGACCCGCCUCCUGGCUCUGAUUGGUUGUUUCUAGAUAUCAGUAGGAGGAAGCAAAAGAGUUUGUUUUUUUUCAUAGAUUUCCAGUCUUAGAUUAUACUGUCACAACAAUGUGACAGUUUCAACAAAUAUGUUAAAAAAUAUAUUUUUUAUGAGUUACAUACUGCUGCUGGAAAGUUGAGACUUUUUUCCAACCUUAACCUUUUUUGUUUCUGUUUCCUCCAACUUAAGAAGUUGCAAGAUAAACCUGUGAACAUUUCUUUAUUAGUGCUUCAAGGUAACAUAUUUUAUCAUUUGAUAUGUGCUUGUUCAUUUGUAAACUUAUUGCCCUUUCUCAUUGCUGGUUGUAAAUAAAGAUAUUGAAGAUUU
Xiphophorus hellerii (green swordtail) is the source of this 2155-nucleotide messenger RNA. RefSeq names its product T-cell surface glycoprotein CD4-like. Lineage: Eukaryota; Metazoa; Chordata; Actinopteri; Cyprinodontiformes; Poeciliidae. Bases 106 to 1080 code for a protein of 324 amino acids. The record is from RefSeq and is a predicted model, not a curated record. The transcript is spliced from 9 exons.